AUGUUGCCCAAGGAGCAACGGAGUACGGCCGGAUCCAUUCUUGAAUUCACCUCCCACCUUGAAACCGUCGUCAACCCAGGAGUGACCGUCUCAGCUGAAGAGUUUCCUGACAUUUCAAUCUACUUGGAAGCCCUCCCUCUCCCACGCAAAGCGCUCACUCCAGGCCAGCGGACAGAGUUCGAUCGCAGAGGUGUUGCUCUCUGGAACACAUGCUGCAGACUGAGUCGGGGCGAAGGAUGUCCGCAGCUGCCCGUCAACCUGGCCAGGGGUGAUUAUCAUCAACCUCCCAGAUGUCCACAUCUGACCGAUGCCCCAGCCAACAUCGACUAUUUCAAAUCGCACUCAGAGCUAGCAGAAGCUGUCUUGGUAGGGUACUCUGGGCUGUUGGUAUCACUUUGCCUGACAAUCAUCCUCUCGGUAGAUGCUGGCCUGGUUGACCUCGCCUCCAAGGUCAUUGAACAGCUGGCUGUCAAAUCGGAAGAUCUCCUUCAAAGAGCCAGUCACGAUGACCUCGAUAUCGAAAAACCGUUUGGCGGGCAUGAACUAAAGAAACAGGCGUGGAAACAAGGGCGAAUAGAGCUAGCCGAGCAUUUCUACAGCCAAUUCGAGGCAUCCAAAUCUCAGUUGGAUUCCGUUCGGAUUGGACAAGCACUUGACCUAUGCUACGAGAUGGGCAACGAUCAGCUCGCAGUGCGGGCUCUUUUAGCACUUGAGGAGGGGGAAGCCGGACAGGAGGCUUUUCAACUCCUCCAGGUCCUUCGAGAGGAGUACGGCCACAGGCUUCCCGUCAUCCUGCUACAAUUAGAGGUCGCUGCAAAAGACUCAUGUACCAAUGCGGACGCCUUCUCAGCUAAUUUAUUGAGCGUUGUCCGAUCGGCUCACCUGAUCCACUCAAAUCAUAAGCUUACCGCACACGCAAUCCGAGUAUUGGAGUCGUACAUUGUCUUGAGACUUGCUUCAAGCGACGAACACGAAUGGACUGAAAAGGCCAUCAUCACAUUGAUCUGGCUCAUAACAGCAGAAAGCGAGGGCCAGAGCAGCGUCGACAUGCUGUCCCUUCAAGGGACAUUCGAGAAGAUCUACCGAGCCUGGAAUAAAGCUCUCAGUGCAGAGGCUACCCAUGGUGCAUUGAUUCUUUUCUGGAAGCGGAUCGAGCAUACCUUCGACCACGGAUUGAAAGAGAUCACUAUUAAAUGGUGCCGGGUUGCAUUGCAUCAACUGUUUAGCAAAGCUGGAGAUCAGAACGUGGGCAAAAUUGAAAGGAGAAUAGUCAAAUGUCAGAUCGAUCUCCGCGACUUUGAAGCUGCUUUUGCAGCCCUCGAAACGAUGUCGCCAGCGAGAAAACAGCAUCCCCUUUCUCGAUACCUGCGAUACUGUCUGGCUCUGCGGCGUGGGGACGAAGCUGACGCGAGAUCAACACUGGCCUCUCUCGCCACGGUCCAUGAUGACCGGAACAAGCUCUUGUUUGCCGCCGUUGCAGAAGCAACGCAAUAUGGUAGCAAAUUACAGGGGGCGCAACUCCUCCAGCGCAUUCUGGACAAAUACAAAGACAAUCUGCCACCGGAAAUAGAUGCAUCUGCCCUUCUGAGACCAGCGGUGUCCUUUACGCAAAAGCGACAGCUUAGCGAAGAAACGACCAUGGAACAUCAACUACAAGAAAGCAGGUGGUUGGAGAAGACCAGCUACAACACUGCCGUGCAAUACCUCCAGUCAUGGCCGACGAAAUAUGUCAUUGACCUUUUGCAUUAUUCGUGCCAGAUGCACUUGCCCACGCAUGCUCCAAGCCAGGUUCAAUAUCAGAAGCACAUCCACGAGACUGGUGCAAAGUACAUCCAAGCGAUCUUGUACACUGUCCAGGCGAGGUCGGCAGCUACGUUGUCGACAGAAGAAGACAUUCCUAAGACGGCUUAUUCGGGAAAGGCACCACCACAUUCGCCGAUAGAAAUCAAGUCUACUUUGUACAGAAAUGUCUUUGCCAAGUACUCGGAAAUUCGAAAUCAUCUGAACGCCUUACGUGAGGGCUCCAGUACAGGCCUCAUCGAGCAGGAGGUUCUCGAGGGGAUCACGCAGAAACUCAUUGUCUUGACACCCCUGGCGUUCGAAGCACUGCUCUUCCUCGUGGGUACCAGUACCGCAGAUGUUUCUGGCCCAACCCCGGUUCAACACGAUUUCUCGCUUUCUGAAAUGGUGGACCAAAUGGUACUCCUAAACCCGCCGCAGAAGACGUACUCGCUUUUCGCCGGCAUGAUCCUCUCCGCCUCCAUGAGCGGCCUCGAGUCUACCGAGCCGUCCCAGCCGUCCGGGCCAGAGUCUUCGACUCCACCUGUGCCACUGCCAGUCUCGACAACGACGAAUCUGCUCGCGAAGUUGAUAUCCGGGUUGCGAAACCACUCGGAUUACGACAGCAACCGGGCUGCGAGAUGGAUGAGGUGUAUGGUUCAAAUCGUUCUCGACCGCCGGCGAGAUUCGCGACCCCAAAAUCAGUGUCAGUCCGAGUCCGAAGCCGAGUCCGAGCAGCAACAACAACAACAAAACGGCCGCCGCCGGACCGAGGAGAAGAAUCUGAGCACCGUGGUGAGAAUCACCGAGCAUGCCCUGGAUCUGGCAACGUCCGCUGCUUCUCCUGCUGCCGCCGGCGGGAAUGACUACCCGCCGGAAGAACUGGAGUGGCUGGCCGUCACGCUAUUCAAUCUCGCCAUCGAUCUCUACGCGUCACCACUACCACUACCGGCGGCGUCAGGAUCAGCCUCGGACUCUGCACCAGCCGACCACGACGAGCAUAUCCCGGAACACAAAAACAACAAAAACAAGAACAAAAAUCAAGGCAGCAGCAGCAGCAGCAGUAGCAGUGGUGAGAUGGUUACGCUGCCGCAGUUCUGGGCGAGGAAAGCCGUGGCCGUCGCGGACGUCCUUGCCAUGAUGAAUACCGCGACCGCAGGAGCCGGAGCCGGAGCCGGAGACAGCGACGCUGGAGCCCUCGCAACAGUCCUCCGAGAAAGAUGCCAGAGACUGCACUGGGACGUGUGA
Messenger RNA from Fonsecaea nubica, 3027 nucleotides. RefSeq lists its product as hypothetical. The record is from RefSeq and is a predicted model, not a curated record. NCBI's taxonomy places the organism in Eukaryota, Fungi, Ascomycota, Eurotiomycetes, Chaetothyriales, Herpotrichiellaceae. The transcript has 13 exons. The coding region runs from base 1 to 3027 and encodes 1008 amino acids. Gene Ontology annotation, biological process: regulation of synaptonemal complex assembly; meiotic cell cycle.